Molecule: messenger RNA, 3548 nt
Organism: Portunus trituberculatus (swimming crab)
Lineage: Eukaryota; Metazoa; Arthropoda; Malacostraca; Decapoda; Portunidae
Exons: 5
Coding region: 181-2943 (920 amino acids)
Source: RefSeq, a predicted model, not a curated record
AGCGCGUGUGGUUGUCUUGCCGGUGUGUUGCGGUGUGUGUGUUUGACAGGAAGGUGUUGCAAAGGUGUUUGUUGACUUGCAGGAUCUUCGUCGCCUCAAGAAGACUUACUGGUGUUGUGAGACGCUGAUGAUGGUGCACGUGGAGUGAAUACCUGAAGUAAUUCACUCGAGAUUGCUAGGAUGGUGGGACUCAGUGAGGUGUCUGGAGGCCCCGCGAGACACGUGAUGCACCAGUACCUCCUGCUGGUGGCACUCGUUAGACUAGUGACUGGACGCGACGAAAUGAACCAAGCCAACGUUCCAGAAAUCCCCAAAAUGACCACACGCGCAGAAUUUCCUUACGACUUCUGGGAGGACGAGGAGGAACGACCAGUACGACCCAGACGACCCACACAACCAGCACGACUCAUCUCAACCACGACCACAACUCAAGUUCCCACCACGAUCCCGGAUUCCAGUUACGACUAUUACUUUGAGAGACAUGACGGCUUUGGCAGCGACCCGUCCACGUGGAAAUUGCUGCCCAUUCAGAUUCCAGACGAUUUAGUGAGUAAUGCCAUCUUGCAUAGAGUGAAGACGUCCGUAGCGCCAACUUACGCCACGCCAUCUACCACACAGCACAGGUACACCAGCGCCACACAGCACCCAAGAACAAUGAGACCGGAGAAACUACACAGCACCGGUACUGAUCAGGAGCAGAACUGGGACCACCACAGCAGUGAUACAAGCGGUAGAACUCCCAAGCCACAGAAUUGGGACAGAUAUGACGUCGGGAACAGCCACAGCGAUCAUAAACUACAUCAAGAUUGGGACAGACUUGAUAGUGAUGCUACUCACAGUAAUCUAAGGCCACAGCAUAAGUGGGAAAGACAUGAUACCCGAAACAGUCACAGCAAUCCAGCACCACAGCAAAACUGGGACAGACAUGAUACAGAAAGUAGCCACAGCAUGCCUAAACCACAUCUAUGGGAGAGGCAUAACAGUAAGAGUGACCAGAGCAACACAAAACCACAGCAACAAAUCUGGAACCACCACAGCAGCAAGAGUAGCCACAGGAAUCCAAACCCAAAUAACCCACAGCAAAACUGGCAGAAACACAGCUACGAUACAGCCCACGGGACCCCUGCACCACAGCACCAGACCUGGGACCGCCACAACUCACCUCACCACCCCCAACACAGCCCACAACCCUCACAGCACCUCCACUAUAACUGGUCUCACACUACUGAUGGCUACGACAUUCGAAACUACCACGCAAACAACCAUGAGAGCGCCCCAAACCACGACACAGACGACCCACAAAAUUCAGAUAACUACCGCAACGACCUUACCCAAUAUUCCAUGCCUCCAGAACCCUCAGCUUGGAACAUGAAGACCCCAGACGCCUCUUCGUGGCAGCAAAACAUAGUAGAAAGACUGAGCCAGCAUCUACCAAAGCUCCCGUCUUUAUCUAGUCUUCGUAUCCCUGGACUGAGCAGCCUCACCUCUUUCUCCCUCCCUAAGUGGUCUGUUGGUGAGUCUGGACAUCAGCCUCAAGAUCCAGGCUACUCGAUGGCGACUAGAGGGAACUACGUGCAUAAGUUCUACCAUCUAAUCCCGGAGAGUGACCCGUUGGAUCAUCUGAAUAGUAACAGAGACAGGAACAGCAGACCGCUCUACACCUACCCGCCUAACCAGAGACAUGAGCAGCACGACAGCACCCUGGAACACACACAAAACAACAACAAUAAACAUCAGACGCAUCAUCACAGCGACACUGACCACAUGACGACUCAGGAGCUCACGGACACCACCCAACAUCACACCAACGAUCCUCAGGCGAACCAACAUGAGUCGUACAAUUCAUACACUCACCACACGUCUCUGUUCCCUCAGCGUGCACGACCUGACCCCAGACGACCCUUCCAGAGGCCUCAAAGGAUUCUCAAACUCCCACAGCAUCAGAAGCACGAGGCCACAGAGCAUCAACACUGGCCAAACAGACACAGCUGGACGUGGGAGGUGCACGAUACGCCCACGCCUUCACAUCCAUACAAAGACCCAUACAACAGGCGGCCGAGUACUCAUAACUGGAUAGACACCGGCUUUUCAGGUAGCUAUGACCAUUCUAGCACUACUCAUAAGGACUUUUACGCUCCAAACACGUACUCAAGUCACCCACAGGAAGUUUAUGACUAUACUCCAAGCUAUGGGCAGCCACAGUACCCUCCCCAGCACCACCACCAGCACCUCCAGCACCCGCAACAAGCACUCAGUAAUUCGUGGUACCCUGAGAAUCAGCUCCAACAUGAUUACAACGCUGGAUUCAACUCAGAUCUCUAUGACAAUAUUCUUGAGCCUCUCAGUAGUUUAUUAAGCAGACCAUCUGCUCUGUCCAUCAUUGACUCGUCUCCGUACCAGCAAAGCAUCAUAGAAAGACUAACUGGUGUGGACACUUCCUCUACUUCGUCAUUUGUCUUCCCCGGGGGCGUGCUGGUGCUUGGUCUGGCCUUAGCGCUCUUCUACUUCAACUUUGUGUGGUACCCGACCCCCGUGGUCACCGCCAAGAUUUACAAGAUGCUCUCCCAGUCUGUACCUGAUGGGGAGCUCAGUGAAGGGCAGGAGCGAGCCGUUGGAGAGGUGUACCGAGUGUUCCGUGGCCUGGAGGCCGAGUACAAGCAUGACCCCUCCAUCUGGUCCGCCUCCUGCAGAACCAGAGUGGUUUGCCAGGUACACCAGGAAUUGCCCGGCCUGUGGAAGGUAACACAAGUGUACGCAGCCCUCGUCAAGUCGAGCCUCGCACCGGGGCCUGAGGGAGACAGUGACCUCAGCGGGUACCAGGAGGCAGCCCGGCGAGGCUCAGAGGGCGAGGAUUGUGGGGAACACUACCAUGAAUGUCCCCUCAACACAGUCCCGCUAAAAGCCACGUUGAGAAGACUACUGGCACUGCUCCAAGCUGCUUGAACCUCGUCUCUCAAUCCUUCCUGACGCUAAGACCAGACUAUUUUAUGUACUUAUUCAUUUAUUUUCUUUCUUUACGCUGCGUAGGAAAAGACAAGUAUCAUAAUUCGCUAUGGACGUGACGAGAAAUUUCUGUUUUCGUUUAUUUAUUUAUUCGUGUAACCCAUUCAGUACGAGGACGAGUUUCCAUAUUCAUUCUGGUGAUUUUAUACACCUUCAGAAACUUAUGUGGAGAUUAAAAUACUGAAGACUCUAGCUAUUAAUCCUCUGACUUCAAUAGACUCUUCAUAAUAUCGAUAAAACCGUCUAAUUAUACCUAAAAUUCAAGGUAAAAAUGCGUCCCAGUACUGGAGGUGUUAAGCAUUUGAUUAUUUAUUUACUUGCCUACCUAUUCAUCUAUUUACUUAUCCCUCGUAAGCAUCGUAGCAUUACCGUCUGGGGUAUACGUGACCUCACUUCUGUGUAUAUACAUUAUAACCACCUGUACAUAGACAUACAUUUACACAUACUAACUUAUAUGCGAUUAAGUCAUUCUGGAAAUUUAAAAAAAUAUAUAAUAUGUACAUAACUUACCUUGUAUUAAGUUUGUUUUAAAAGACCCGGAUUAA